CGCGAUAGAUACCCCGCCAUAUCACUGAGAGCCCAAUCUUCCCCCCCAAAGAGAUAGAGCGUCAGUCUGUUGUUGCCCUCCACUCACCCAUCUGUCCCAAAACAAUCGACACGGAGAACAGGAACACCAAGGGCACACGGAAAGAGAGCAUACCACCAUGUCGAUGCACGCCACAAUCCUCUGCUGCAACUGCGGCGCGCCCAUCGACGGCACGACGGCCGCCGGUGCGCUCUGCUACGACUGCAUCAAGUUGACCGUCGACAUCUCCCAAGGCGUCCAGCGCGAGGCCACGCUCAACUUCUGCCGAGACUGCGACCGCUGGCUGCUCCCCCCCAGCAGUUGGGUCGUCGCCGCCCCCGAGUCCCGCGAGCUGCUCGCCCUCUGCCUCAAGAAGCUUAAAGGCCUGAACAAGAUCCGCAUCAUCGACGCCUCCUUUGUGUGGACGGAACCCCACUCGAGACGAGUCAAGGUCAAGAUCACGAUCCAGGACGAGGUCCAGACCGGCGUCCUCCUUCAGCAGGCCUUCGAGGCCAUCUACAUUGUCGCCUACCAGCAAUGCCCCGACUGCGCAAAGUCGUACACAGCCAACGUGUGGCGCGCCUCGGUCCAGGUGCGCCAAAAGGUGCUGCACAAGAGGACCUUCCUCUUCCUCGAGCAGCUCAUCAUGAAGCACGGCGCGCACAGGGAUACCCUCAACAUCAAGGAGGCCAAGGACGGCAUCGACUUCUUCUUCUCGGCGAGGAAUCAGGCCGAGAAGUUUUGCGACUUCCUCAACUCGGUCGUGCCGUGCAAGGCCAAGAAGUCGCAGGAGCUCAUUUCGCAGGACGUCCACACGUCGACAAAAUCGUUCAAGUUCACCUUCUCGGUCGAGCUGGUGCCCAUCUGCCGUGACGACCUUGUCGCCAUGCCCAUCAAGCUGGCCAAAGCGUCCGGCAACAUCUCGCCGCUGGUCAUUUGCCACAAGAUCGGGACGUCGGUAUACCUCCUCGACCCCAACACCCUCCAGACGGCCGACAUCAGCGCGGCCAUCUACUGGCGCGCGCCAUUCCACUCGCUCGCCGACGUCAAGCAGUUUGUUGAGUUUAUCGUCAUGGACAUCGAGCCGACCAACAUCACAAAGGGCAAAUGGCGGCUCGCUGAGGUACAGGUCGCGCGUGCGUCGGACCUGGGCGUUAACGACAAGACGUACUUUGCGAGGACGCACUUGGGCAACUUGCUGCAUGCGGGUGAUUCGGUGCUGGGCUACAUGCUCACGGGCACCAACUUCAACAACGAGGAGUUCGACGCCAUCGAAGCCUCGGGCGUCUACGCCUCGACGAUACCGGACGUCAUGCUCGUCAAGAAGCACUACCCGAACCGGAGGAAGCACCGCAACCGCAACUGGAAGCUCAAGCGCAUGAACAAGGACGAGGGCGAGCUGCUGCCCAAGAAGGCGGACCAGGACCGCAUGAACGAAGACUACGAGCAGUUCCUCCGCGACGUUGAGGAAGACGACGAGCUCCGCGCAACGAUGGCCCUCUACAAGGCCCAGCAGGCGGCCAAGGUCGACCCCGAUGCGAUGAGCAUCGCCGAGACCGAAGACGGCGAUGGUGUGCCGGGGGUGGACAUGGACGAGCUCCUGGACGACAUGGACGAGCUCCAGAUCAAGGAAUAGAUGCAUUCAUUGUCCAUUUUCAAACGGGCCAGGGGAUGGGCGUGUGUUGUCUUGGUUGACGGGGAACAUAUAUGUCGGUCCCAGGAGGGCCGGCCAUUAAAUUGAAAGUGGCCGUCUACGGUGACUCGGGAAGGGACUCGGGAGGGAGAGUUGCUUCUCUCGGGGUGUUUUCUGUAAGUAGUAGACACUGAAGAACUGAAGGGCAAGGGUGCAUCUAUUUCCCUUUUUUCUCCUUCUCCCCCCCCCUUUUUUUUUCUCUCUCUUUUUCUUUUGCAAAACGGGAUGGGACGGUUCAUGAAUGGUAACGGGCGUGUAUGCAUCGGAUAAAUACCUUGACGCCUCGAGAGAGAGCGUGGGAGAGGGAGAGAUAGAGGAAGAGUCUCGACUAAGCAAGAAGGAAAAGCGUUUUGUGUGUUUCUUGUCGUUGGAAUCAGCAUAUAAUACAUACUUGGACCGCCGCUUGGCUGAUGCGUG
Molecule: messenger RNA, 2128 nt
Organism: Colletotrichum destructivum
Lineage: Eukaryota; Fungi; Ascomycota; Sordariomycetes; Glomerellales; Glomerellaceae
Product: Putative ribosomal export protein Nmd3
Exons: 1
Coding region: 158-1654 (498 amino acids)
Biological process (GO): ribosomal large subunit export from nucleus
Cellular component (GO): cytoplasm; nucleus
Molecular function (GO): ribosomal large subunit binding
Source: RefSeq, a predicted model, not a curated record